Messenger RNA from Pseudomyrmex gracilis, 2360 nucleotides. RefSeq names its product ADP-ribosylation factor GTPase-activating protein 1 (gene ArfGAP1). The record is from RefSeq and is a predicted model, not a curated record. Lineage: Eukaryota; Metazoa; Arthropoda; Insecta; Hymenoptera; Formicidae. Gene Ontology annotation, cellular component: Golgi membrane. The transcript has 8 exons. Gene Ontology annotation, biological process: regulation of endocytosis; regulation of ARF protein signal transduction. Bases 423 to 1625 code for a protein of 400 amino acids. Gene Ontology annotation, molecular function: GTPase activator activity.
UGGCCACGUAGGAAUUUUCUCCUUUUGAGAAAAUUACCUUUUGGCAACGUGUUGUAUUUCAUCAAAUAAUUCGGAAAUGUUCGAAUUUCCACGUAUACAAAAGAUCAAGAAAUAAAUAAUUUUUCCAAUAAUAUUUUUACUCAUUUUCAUUCACGCAUAUUAGUGUUGUGAGAAAAAUGUUUUUGUCAACAUAAUGUGCUCUCACGGGAAAUAAAAGAUAUUUUUAAAUUCAAAUUAUUAGAAUUUCUAAAAUUACUUUAGAAAUUUUUAACAAACCUUUUUUCUCUUUUUUUUGCGCGUUAAACAAACUUGGGUGUCUUUUAGAGAACUUGUAAGUAGAAAACGAAUGUCGAUGUGUCUUGAUCGAUGUGAUUAUAAUAUGGCUAAGUUUUAGACUUCUGAGUCAAGUAAAGAAUUUAACUAUGGCUAGCCCACGAACGCGACGAGUACUAGGCGAAUUAAAAUUAAAGGACGAGAACAGUAAAUGCUUUGAAUGUGGUAACCACAACCCACAAUGGGUAUCUGUGACUUAUGGUAUUUGGAUAUGUCUUGAGUGUUCUGGCAAGCAUCGUGGCUUAGGUGUGCAUUUAUCAUUUGUUCGUUCUGUCACUAUGGACAAAUGGAAAGACAUAGAGUUGGAAAAGAUGAAAGUUGGUGGCAACAGAAAUGCUCGUGAGUUUUUUGAAAGUCAACCUGAUUGGGAUGAUUCCAUGUCUAUCUCACAGCGUUAUAAUACAAAAGCAGCAGCAUUAUACAAAGAUAAGAUUGCUACACUGGCACGAGGAGAACCAUGGAGUCCCACCAAUUCAACUGCAAAGAAUUUUCAGCCCUUAAUGUUCACUGAAAGUAGACAAGAACAUUCGUAUCAGAAUGACCUUUCCUCUUCUUAUCAAAAUAUAGACUCAAAUAGCUUGAAAGCACAGACAGAAAAUUUCUUUGUAAAAAAACAAACUGAAAAUGCAAAUCGUCCUGAUAACAUACCACCUAAUCAAGGUGGCAAAUAUAGUGGCUUUGGUUACCAAAUGGAUCCACCACCCAAGAGUUCGUCCCAGGAAUUGUUCGAUACUGCAGUAUCCUCAUUAGCCAGUGGCUGGUCAAUAUUCUCUUCUUCAGCAAUGAAAAUAGCAAACAAGGCAUCUGAGAAUGCUAUCAAAAUCGGAGGACUUGCGACGCAAAAAGUUCGCGACGGCACAUUGUUAGAAGAUGUUGGAACUCAAGUCAAUCAUUUGGUUGCAAAGGUGAGUGACAUAACAAGACGAGGCGGAUGGGGUGAUAUCGCUGGGACCAAUUCAGCUGACCAACAAAGACAAUACAAUUCUGUCGACCGUUAUCAAGAUUCCUCCAACACAUAUCAAAAUAGCGAUUUGAUCCAAUCAAAUCGCUCUAAUGAAAAGUCAUCUCUUGUUAGAAGUUCGAGUUCAAAAAGUAAUAUUUUUACUGGUGGUUCCUCGAAUAUAUAUUGUGAUUGGGAUUGGGGCAAUGACACAAAACAAACGAGCAAAACAUCGAAGAGGUCAAUAGAAAAAAAAGAAGAUUCGCUGAUUAGUUUUGAGACAAAUACUAAAGCACAACAGAAUAAGAACUUUAAAGCGGAAGAUGACGUCUGGGAAAUUUUAAAUAACUAACUUUUAUACAUAUGUAUGCAUAAGUUAUCUAACGUAUUAUAUACAUUAAUAUUUUUUUGCAUCUACUACAUUACGAUUAUACAUAGCCUUACUCUUUGUUACAAAUCGAAUUGAUCUGAAGUCAUUUUUUUACAACGCUUUUGUAGAAGUUACUAAUUGGAAUCCAGCUAACCAACGCUGUCCUAUAGGUGGACGAAUGUCAGUAUUGUAGAUAAUAUUCUUUCGCGAUCGGGGCUGUCCUGUGUUAGAUAUUAAAUUACAAAGUUGUUGUCUUGUAUGCCCUAAGAAAACCAAAACUUAAAGAUCGAGAAUAAUUGGCUUUUAUAUUAAUCGUUCGCGUUGACACUUGAGUAUUGCGCGAAAUAUAUGUGUAAUACACAAAAAUGCAGAUGUGUAUGUAGUCCAAUUUUCUCAACAACUGUUUAUCGUCAAUUGUUAAUAAAAAUUAUACGUUCUGUAGUUUUAUAGUACAAGAUAUAUAAAAAUCUAAACACGUUACUUAUAGAAAAAUACGUCUUAUGAGAAGAUACAAUCUUAAUGCAAGAAACAAGGACGAAACAAAUUUGUACAUAUAUAUAUGGUAGGUUUUUAGCAACAUAACUCAUUUUUGUAAUAUAUGUAGAAUAGGAUAUAAUUUUUGUUUAAAAAUUUGUACCAAAUUAUGUUAAUUUUUAUUUGUUAGUCAAAGUAGAGUGAUUUUCCAAUGUGAUGUAAAUAGAAAAAAAACAUCAUAUA